GGCCGAGGAGGCGGCGGCGGCGGCUGGGGCGGGGGCUGGCGCUGGGGCUGAGGCUGGAUCGGGCCCCGGCGGGCGGCGGCGGCGGCGGUGGCGGCGGCGGCUGAGACGGAGGGGAGCGGCGGCUGAGGCGGCCGAGGAGGAUCGGGCGGCGGAAGAUGGCGGCGCCCGUGCUGCGGGUGUCGGUGCCGCGCUGGGAGCGGGCGGCCCGGUGCGCCGUGUGCGCCGCCGGCAUCCUGCUCUCCCUGUACGCCUACCACGUGGAGCGCGAGAAGGAGCAGGACCCCAAGGCGCAGGCCCUGUGCGACUUGGGGGCCUGGGUGCGCUGCUCCGCCGCUCUCUUGUCCAGAUGGGGUCAAGGAUUUGGUCUUUUGGGGUCCAUCUUUGGAAAGGACAGUGCAAUAAACCAGCCAAACAGUGUUUUUGGACUUACAUUUUAUAUACUACAGCUGUUACUUGGCAUGACGGCCAGUGCAGUGGCAGCUUUAAUCCUCAUGACAUCCUCCAUAGUGUCUGUGUUAGGGUCCCUAUACCUGGCCUACAUUCUGUACUUUGUGCUGAAGGAAAUUUGCAUUCUCUCUUUUGUCACAUACCUGCUGAACUUCAUUCUCCUUAUCGUCAACUACAAACGACUCGUUUACUUGAACGAAGCCUGGAAACGGCAGCUGCAUGUGAAACAGCACUGACCCAGCCUGGCGAGCUCUGAACGGACUGUCUGGAGACCCUUUGUCCAUUCAGUUUAUUUUGCAGUCAUUUUUUUUUAUUCUUCACAUCAGACACUUUCCCUAAGAAUCUUCAACUGAUUUUUAAAAAAUCCUGUCAAUUAGAAGGGGCCCUAUCUAUUUUCUGUGUCAAUCUUCCGUUUAAAUAUGGAAACAAAAGAGGAUACUCCGAGCCAAUCAAAGACAAGCUUUAACUUUCCUUUGAAGAUGUUUCUGAAAUAACAAAGUAUAGUUUUUUCCCCCCAAUCCCCUAUUGUCAAGUGAAGCAACAGUUGCUAGUAAUUCUCUUACAUGUAUAAAUUCAGUUUCAGGUAUUAAAAAUGUGAUCAUGACAUGAAAAUAUUUUAGAAUAGAGAUACUGUAUUAAAUAUUGCCAUGUUUACAGUAUGUAAUACAUUUUUAGCCGAUGGAUUGAAACAUGUAGAUUCAACUAGAAUCCAUUUAUGUGAUAUUGUCAAUAAAGGUAGAAAUAUUGGAUCCAUCCCUGCAGAGCUCACUCUACAGUUUAGUUUAAAGUGUAGCAAUGAAGAAUUUUCAGCUCAUAGUUGACUAACGAAAUAGUGGAAGGAGUCAGGAAGCCCAGCCACGUAGGUAGCAUCUCAACAAAAGCACUAGUAGCUGUGGCUGCAGGGUGAAUUAGCCAGCAUAUGGACCCUAGGGGUGUUGGGCCCCUUCCCUGCACCUCUUCUUUAAGGAAGAAACUGAAGUUGAAAGAAAGCCCCAUUCAAGCUUGUACGAAGUCAUGAAAUGGGACCGAUUGUUACCUACACAGGAUGAGUGACAGAACUUGGCCACAAGGAAGGUGUCUCUGGGACAUGAAGGAUGAUGGCAAGGGGAGUGGGGCAGCAGGGCUCCUUUAAGAAAGGUCGAAGGUAUUAACUUCUUAGGGGUCCUUAGGGGCUUUGUUUCUCCCAAAGGUUGAGUUUUCCUGCAGACAUUUUUCAUUUGAUUUGGUGCCAGACAGCCAAGCAGUGUUAUGACUCACUGGUGACAGGUAUAUGGGUAAGCCCAAGGACUGCAGAGGAGAAUGACAGAGGAGAAGCUCAUGUGGCUUCAGAGUGAUUUCCUGAGUGGCUGAGUUCUGCACUAACUAAAGAGCCCCAGAGUUGAUCUGGUUUAGAAUCUCAGAUUUGUGCUAUAUUUAGAAGUGAACUUUGGGCCCGACACCCUGCACUUCACAGGAGACUCAGUCUACUUAGUAGGGGAAAGAAAGUUCUGUAGGUAAUGAAGGGAGGGAGGCUUCAGAAGUGCUGGCAUGGCUCUAGGAGCCAUGAAAAGUGCAGGGUGAAGAAGUUUUUAAAAAGCUGAUUUGAAUAAAUCCAAUGGAAAUUGUGACAGUGUGUUUCUAUGGUCAACAUCCUAAAACAAUAUUAAAAGUGCCUUCUGUCUUCAAUCCUUAAACCAAAUAUUUUGUGUGUUGAACUCGGCAGGCAGAAGUGUCCUUGCUUCCCCCUCCCCCCCACCCCCAUGAAUGGAUUAGAAAAACUCGGAAGUAUGUAGAGAAGCAUUCCAGGUGGUCAUUCUGGUCCUUAGGCUGAAUGGUAGCAAUAGCAUUGGUUCUAGUUCCAUUAGCCAUCACGUCCAAGUGGAGCUGACCAGCCUUGGGGAAUUAAUGCAUGAUGACUUGAUUUGCUCUCUCAGUGAAGGGAGGGCAGACAGCAGGCUUAGGAAGCCAAAAUCUGGAGAGUCAGCAACAAUGUGGUUGGUUGGCUUUUUGUGUGUUUGUUUUCAACUAAAAUCUCAAAGUUCAUAAAAACCUAUAGCGUUUUCUUCCCUACAAGCAGAUAUAUUAGGGAUCUGGAUGGUAUACUCUAAAUUACUAACCAUUUUAUUUUAAAGUGGCCCUAAUCCAGUUGAAACAGAAACUUCCUUUUCCUGUGAAUGUGAAUGUUGAAAGAACAAGUAUCAUAUAUAAGUUUCUUGUACUCUAAUGGUUUAAGAACACUAGAAGACAACGAUGCUUGAAUGUCAACGAUAUUUUUUUGGGAGGAGAGUAUUGAUCAAUUUGUGGGAAAUCGUUCCAGUUUACUAAGGCAAUUCAUUAGUUCUCUUAUCUGAGAUUUGGGCGAUGGUCUAAUGCUUGAGAGUGCUGCGGUGAAAGUGGCAUCACUUAGGAAGCAUUCUGAAGGUUCUUGUCCCAACUUUUUCCAUCUCCUUUUGUAUGAACCAACAGCAUACAGUUCAAGCUUGUCUUGAUUUUAGUUCUCUCUCAGACACCUUGAACUUUGCCAAGAGGACGUGAGUCUAACAUCAACUGGGACCCUUACGGCUUUCCUUUCUUCUCAUAAGCCUUAGGGGCAACACCACUGGUUAAUAUGUUGUAUAGAAGUUAUUUUGAUACAUUCCUGUGACUAGUAGACUUAAUGUACUUUUUUUCUCCACAAAAGAGAUGAAUAUGUGCUGCCUGGUGUGUGAGCUUAGCCUUCAUUGUAACUGUCCUCAUAAACACCUAUACUCAGAGUAAGAAUCUUGAUUUUGUGAUUUUUAUUUUUUGCCCUCAGUUGCCUGCCCUACACACUGCUCCCCCAAAGGCCGCUGUAUUUGUCAAAUUUAAAUGUUGCUGUAGACUGAAAAAGCAUUUUGGAUUCGGUAUAAUGUUUUAGCCUGCUAACUCAUUUUGCCAACAGCUUUGAAGAAUGGGUUAGGGAAAAGAUAAUUUUAAAAACUUUCUUAGUUUUUUUUUUUUAGCAAGAUCUUUUAUAGUUCUUUAUUGGUGAAUUGACUCAGAACAAAUGAAGUUCUCUUACACACUUUUUGUAAGUCUUGAAUGUAAUUUGAUGAAAUGAUAAAACCAAGUUGAGGUUGGAUUACAAAUUCUAGGGGGGCUGGGGGAGGUUUGGGAUUAUUUUGUUUUCCUUUCUGUUUGUGUCAUCUGAUGUCGUCUGGGGUGAAAACCUUUUCUCUUCUGGUGAAAUAGCUCAGGGUUAACCAGUUGUGUGCCAGGAAUUGUACUUGUAUUUCAUGCAACUUCUCAUUAAAUCCGUUAUUACUAAGAGUCCCAAAGUGUGUGGACUUGACUAUUUUCAGACAGAAGAGCAAAAAAUUAAUCAAAAAUCAGCUGCCAGAAAUCUUUGGAUUUCAUGGGCCACAGGCACAUAGGAGAAGGCAGAGAGGUGGGAAAUGAUGAAGACUAUACCCUGACCAUCUUCAUCUCUUGUGGCUUUCUGUUUCACAUGGAUGAGCAACAACAAAAAGCUUCAAGAGUGUCUUCAGUUCUUUUAGAAUCUUGAAUUUGUUCUUUGAGCUUGUGGUGGAAUAGGAAGGGUUUGGGGGAAAUUUCCAGACUGACAGUUACUGUUGGCUGGACAAGUUCCAGCUGAAGAUCAGUGUUAGACUAAUCCCGACAGAUUUGAAAGGAACAGACACUCUCCCUCCUUCCACCUUCGAUGCCUCUUUAAGGGAUCUACUCACACCUGGAAGAGGCAACAUAAAGAUGGACCUCUACUGACCGUCAGAAUUGUCCCAUUUGAUGCUUCAGCCAACCAUGGGGGCUUUGAACUUCAAUAAAUCGUCUGAUAAUACUUGACUCUGAUUUGGCCAACCUUGUUUAAUUACACACGAUCCUGACACAUUAGUCCAGAGAAGGCGAAAAGUUCCGUUUCUAUAAAACAGGCUUAAAGCAUGGCCUCUCAAUAUUAGGCAUGGGUUGAUUUGUAUAGUGUGUUCCAUCUGAAAUAUUUAUUACUAGUGCUUUAUUCUCCAAAGUAAACAUUCAAAGUGGAGUCACUGGGCAGAUAUUCCUUUGAGCAACAUUGAUUUCUAAUAUUCCAAGAAAAGAGAUUUGGGACACAAUUUUUCUAACUGGUAGAAAAAAAACAGCAACCCUGUAAAUAUGUAAGAAUGUUUAUUUGUUGCACAGAACUUUUUGGUAUAAAAUAAAUGUAGACAUUUCCUGUGGAA
Monodelphis domestica (gray short-tailed opossum) is the source of this 4619-nucleotide messenger RNA. RefSeq names its product vitamin K epoxide reductase complex subunit 1L1 (gene VKORC1L1). Gene Ontology annotation, molecular function: vitamin-K-epoxide reductase (warfarin-sensitive) activity. Gene Ontology annotation, biological process: vitamin K metabolic process; peptidyl-glutamic acid carboxylation. The record is from RefSeq and is a predicted model, not a curated record. Lineage: Eukaryota; Metazoa; Chordata; Mammalia; Didelphimorphia; Didelphidae.